Malus domestica (apple) is the source of this 435-nucleotide messenger RNA. The record is from RefSeq and is a predicted model, not a curated record. NCBI's taxonomy places the organism in Eukaryota, Viridiplantae, Streptophyta, Magnoliopsida, Rosales, Rosaceae.
AUGACUUCUCUUAACUUCUCCAAUAUUGAAACACUAACUGGUUCCAACUAUAAGAAAUGGAAGGAAGACAUGGAGAUAACUCUUGGCAUGAUGGAUUUCGAUUUAGCCUUAAGGGGAGACAAACCUGCAGCGAUAACAACUACAAGCACAGUAGAGAGAAAAACUGAAGUUUGCUCAAUGGGAGAAGUGGGAAAUAAAUUUAAGGAAUCUGAGAAAGCUGAAACAGGGAAUUUUCCCACAAAACUGGCAUCCAUGAAGUUUGAUGGUGUUGGUAACAUGAGAGAGCACAUACUGAAGAUGCUAGACAUUGCACAGAAGCUGAAUGAACUGGAGCAUCCGAUCACAGAUCAGUUUCUAGUGCAUAUGGCAUUGAAUUCCUUACCUGCACAGUAUGGCCAGUUGAAAGUGUCAUACAACACUCAGAAAGCAACCUAG